This is a messenger RNA of Micropterus dolomieu (smallmouth bass), 3126 nucleotides long. It is a transcript of the gene efna3a, whose product is annotated as ephrin-A3a. Gene Ontology annotation, cellular component: plasma membrane. NCBI's taxonomy places the organism in Eukaryota, Metazoa, Chordata, Actinopteri, Centrarchiformes, Centrarchidae. Gene Ontology annotation, biological process: axon guidance; ephrin receptor signaling pathway. Gene Ontology annotation, molecular function: ephrin receptor binding. The transcript is spliced from 5 exons. The coding region runs from base 594 to 1169 and encodes 191 amino acids. The record is from RefSeq and is a predicted model, not a curated record.
CGGCCAGAGCAUACAUCGCCACUGACAGGAUUUCCUUCCGCAUCAAUGACCCGGCCUGUAGCUGGCUCAGGGGGAGAGACAGGAGUGCAGAUUAUCAUUCUCAGCACCGUUCUCAGCACUCGCCACGAGGCAUUUAGUGAUAAAAUGUGUGUUUUCUUUUAUGCAGAGGGCCGAGAAAGGUGUUAUAGUUUCUGUCUCGAAGAGAAGAGGGUGUUAAUGUACGCUGAGGGAAAAGUCUGUCUCUGCGGCCUCUUUGUGCUGCUUUUAUGAUAAUUUAAGUAAUUUAUCAAGUAAAAAUCUUAAAUAUCUAUUGCUUUCAGCUUGUCAUAAGCUCAGACUCGAUACUUAUGGGCAUUUUUCACUUGGCUAUCUUCGGACAUUUAUGGACUGGAGAAUCAAUUGACUAAUUGUAAAGAUAAUUUAGAGGUUAAAAAAAUAGUUUGCAACGUUUGCAGAAAUCUUUACUCUCUUAGAAGGUCGAUAUCACUCUUAUAUCUGUCUGUUCAGCUACAGCCAGGAGAUGAUUAGCUUAGCUUAGCUUAGCAUGAAGACUGGAAACAGGAUGAAACAGCUAGCCUGGCUCUGUCCAAAGCAUGGUCCAAAGGCUACGCAGGGAGGGAUUCACGGUGCAGGUCAGCGUCAACGACUACCUGGACAUCUACUGCCCACACUAUAACAGCAGCCAGCGGGGGACGCUUGAGCGCACCGUGGCCGAGCAGUACAUCCUAUACAUGGUCAGCUACCGUGGCUACCGCACCUGCGACCCCCAGAUGGGCUUCAAGCGCUGGGAGUGCAACCGCCCCCAUGCGCCUCAUGCUCCCAUCAAGUUCUCUGAGAAGUUCCAGCGCUACAGCGCCUUCUCACUGGGCUAUGAGUUCAACGUGGGCCAGGAGUACUACUAUAUCUCCACGCCCACCCACCACCACGGCCACAGCUGCCUGAGACUGCGAGUCUACGUGUGCUGCUCCACAGUCUCCCAGGCAGAUGAUGACUCCAGUCAGACUUCUCCCGACUACACAGUCAGGCCAAACAUCAAAAUACACAACAUUGAUGAAUUUAACCCUGAAGUUCCCAAACUGGAGAAAAGCGUCAGUGGCAGCAGCCCAUCACGCGACCGCCUUCUUCUCACAGUGGCAAUGCUGCUCAUGUCUGCCGUGCUCUUGUCCUAGCGACUGUCACCGUGAGUGACACUUCAUGCAUACCUGGACUGCCUCGUCCAAAGGGCUUUGUAUCCACCAAGUUGUUGAUGUGAAAGUUGGCAGAAACACGGAAGAGAAUCAAGUAGAGGUGAUGCAGAACCAAUAAAGAGGACACAGAAAAAAAUCUUGAACUCAACUGGACUUUAAAUAGGAGAGGCCUUUUUGCUGUCAUAUUUACACCAGUGUAUUUUGACACGCCAUCUGUUGUUGGACAUUAUUAUCAUAUGAAUACCACAGCAUUUCAUGCAGGUGUGUUUGCCACAACAUGGAGACCACAACCAAUAUUCAGAAUCCAACUUCUGUGCUGCUGUCAUGCCUGACACCCAACAGGCGAGUGCGAAAGUGGACUUGUAAUGAGUUGGAUGUAAACUAUACACUCGUAUUGUAGCCUGGAUAUCAAUUCACCUGAAGAAUUUAAGCUGCACUGUCUUCGGCUGAUGAAAGCAAGUUUUUCAUAGCUGUAAGCUUUGAAGAAGGUGGCAAACGUGGACUUUACAUGACUUGGACAUUUGGACCACGGACCAAGUAUGCUAAUGGCUAAAACUCAGAUGUAGUGAAGAGCAAGCUGGACUCUGGAACUGUACGGAUCUUACCUUGGCUAUACAGGAUAUUUAUCGAAUCAGUCAGUGAUGAGAACUGCUGCCAUUGUCCUGGACAAUGAGGAAUGUUUUCACAGUGGUGUGAGUGAGCUGCUGGUAAUGAGAACCCAAGAUGUUUAAGAAAAGCGAAAGACUGAGUGAGGAUAUAUGCUGGCCUUUCAAGAAUCCAUUUUCUCCAGACAUCUAAAUACCCCUGGUUUUGUGAUAGGUACAGAUGCAAAGCCUGCGUUUCUUACAGGAUAGCAAGUACCCUCUUAGAACUAGUCCUUUGUCUGCAUUUCCUGCCUUCACACUGAAACGCCCCUAGAAAAAUACAGACCCUGGACUAGUAAUUUGGCGGCACUUAGGCUUGGUAGAUGUGUGUUUUGUUCCAAAGCAUUUACCUUCAGCACCUCGUGUAGAUUUUCCGGAUGUCAAACCUUUCUCCUCAUAGCAAUCAGCAGAGUCAUUCAGAAUAACACUAAUUUACAAUUCUUAAAAACCCUUUCUCUGCAGCAAGUUCCCUUUUAAUCCCAGACAACCCUGUCUAGUCUUUUUCCACUUCAGAGGCUCCCAGCCAAUCAGUGCUGAUGGCCAUUACAGCAGUCACAGUCACCAUGGAAACGACCCCAUACAGUCGCCAGAGUGCGGCAGGUGCCUGAGGAGAAAUUGUGCUUUGAGUCUCAAAGUAAAGCUGCCGCCAUUUUGUUAAUAAAAAAAAUUUUAAAAAAAAAAACACGUGUGAAUGUGCAACUAAAGAGUUCACUUUUUUAUAUUGUAAUACAGGACAACGUAGGCUGGCAUUUAUCAAAUUACAAUGUUGUGCUUUUUUAAUUGAUUUACAUUUAAAAUGUAUUUAUUUUAACAUUAAAGUAUAUUAUUUAUCUACCUAAUUUAUUAGUGUGCAUUUUUAGGUCUAUGUCUUUGCUCAAUAAGCUAUUGUGCCAUUUUUUUAUUCUUUUUUUUUAAACAGUGGAAUUUUUACUGCAGCAUUUUGCUUAUGUAGAUAAAUAGUCAGAUGUAAUACAGCCUGACAAAAAGAGAGGGUUAUUGGUUAUGGCUAAUCAGUAGGGAUGUACACUCCGUAACCCUACUCUUAUGUAACAGACACUGCUAACCAGAUUAUGUUGCUGAAGAGCAUGUCAUAAACCAACUGUGAAUGCACAGACAGCCGAUGUUGAUGGAAGGGCAGCAUUCCUCAAGUGCUGCACUUGCGAAAAGAAACAGUCUGCAUUGUACUGUAUAUUUAUAAUACAUGCCGGAUAUGGAAUGUGCGUGUGUUUGAGUCUGUGUGCGUGUGUGGCUUUAGCUGGCUGCUUUCCUGCGUGUGUGCGUGUGCGUGCGUGUGU